AUGGCUUAUCUGUCUUUUCUUCUUGUUUGGUUCCUUGUAUUUGAGGGUGAAAUGAUGUCAAUAGGAAGCAACUUACAUAAGGGGCACAUGAAAAUGGAAGAGGAGGAAUUGUUGGCAUUGUUUGAAGUGAUGGAUGCUAUUCUGGAAGACCCUGACUGGGCCCAAGCACAUCCACAGCCAUGUACAGACACUCCAUGGCCAGGUGUUGAAUGUGAAGUUAGCAGUGACAAUGACACACCAAUCUUUCAUGUCACAAAGAUCCACAUUGGUCCUGAUAUUCUCUCCCCACCUUGUAAACCCUCUGCUUACCUACCAGAGUCCUUGUUAAAACUCAAUUAUAUGAAAACCCUUUCAAUUUUUAACUGUUUUGUUGCUUCUCCAGUCACUCUACCCAAAACUCUCUUUGGUCCUUUCUCUUCCUUAGAACACCUUGCUUUGGAAUCUAAUCCAACCCUCUCUGGAGAAAUACCUCCAAGUUUGGGAGAUGUUGCUAGUCUUAGGGUCCUGAGCCUGUCCCAAAACAGCUUACAAGGAAACAUCCCAAGCCAAAUUGGUGGUUUGGUUUGUCUAGAGCAACUUGACCUUAGUUAUAACAACUUAAGUGGUCAAAUCCCCAAGGAAAUUGGAGGUCUGAAAAGCAUGACAAUUUUGGACCUCAGUUGCAAUAUAAUUGAAGGGAUUCUGCCUUAUUCUCUUGGACAACUUCAACUUCUCCAGAAGAUGGAUUUACAUUCUAACAAGCUUAUUGGAAAAAUACCUCCUACUUUAGGAAAUCUCAAGAGGUUAGUCUUGCUUGAUUUGAGUCAAAAUUUCAUUGUUGGGACUAUUCAUGAAAGCCUGUCAAGUUUGGAACAUUUAGAAUAUUUACUCAUUGAUGACAACCCCAUUAAAGGAGAGAUACCCCAGUUCAUAGGGAAGCUCAGGAAGCUCAAAUAUGUGAGCUUAUCAGGGUGUGGAUUCAAUGGCCCCAUACCCAACUCUCUCUCUUCCUUAAAGAACCUUACAGCUCUCUCCCUAGGUAAUAAUAGCCUCAGUGGGCCAGUUCCACCAUAUUUGAGUUCACUCCCAAACUUAGACCAACUGAAUAUCAGCCACAAUAGGCUGAGUGGUGUUCUACAGCUCCCUGAUGAUUUCAUUGGAAAGUUAGGUAAAAGGUUGGAUUUAAGAGGAAACAGUGAGCUCUGCAUCAGUGAUCAGCCAAACAGGAAGAACCUCUCUUCAUACUUGGAAAUUCCCUCUUGUUUGAACAUGAGACAGAUAAAUGGCAAUUCUUUUGCUGAUGGACCACUUGAAGGCCCUUCAGAGAUAAAGCCAUCUUGGCACGAUAGCAACAUAAGUUCAUCAAGUUCAUCAUGGAUGGGUGAUCCACAAGUCAUCCUAUUUACCUUGGUUUUAAACUUGGUUAUCUGA
Molecule: messenger RNA, 1410 nt
Organism: Gastrolobium bilobum
Lineage: Eukaryota; Viridiplantae; Streptophyta; Magnoliopsida; Fabales; Fabaceae
Product: receptor like protein 29-like
Exons: 1
Coding region: 1-1410 (469 amino acids)
Molecular function (GO): protein binding
Source: RefSeq, a predicted model, not a curated record